Cherax quadricarinatus is the source of this 5292-nucleotide messenger RNA. Lineage: Eukaryota; Metazoa; Arthropoda; Malacostraca; Decapoda; Parastacidae. The record is from RefSeq and is a predicted model, not a curated record.
AGAUGACAUGGGUUGAUGUGUUUGCUGCCUGUUACCUGAGUCAGCUCAGCUCUCACCAUGAAGGCUCCUUGGAAGCAGUACCUCGACUCAAAAGUCUAGUCGAAAAAGUUGUUAAACUUCCCAAGAUUGAGAAGUGGAUUAGAGAACGUCCAGAUACCCCGAUGUAAAAUGUAUAUCGUAAGCUGAUAUGUCUUCAUAUUACAAUAAUGAUUUACUGAGCUUAAUACAUUAUUUUUUUGAAGACAAAUGACCACUUCAUUAUUGUGUGUGUCUUAAACAGUAAGACAUUCUGAGUAAGUUUAUUUUAUUUUAAGAUUUGGGAAUUUGUUCCAAAAAUAAAGAGGAAUUUAUUUAAUUCUAGUAUUAAUAUUUUUAUUAUAAUAAUUUAGAAAGCCAGAAUCUCAUACACCAUAACACUAUAUAACCGAUAUUUUAUUUUCUGUUUAUAAGGCAUGGUAUACUGUGCUUGUGUUAGGGACAGGAAGCCCUUGGCUUAGUGAUGUCCCUCUACCCAUAAGUAAAGCUGAGUCCACUUGGAUGAUUGAUGGUAAAAAGAAAGAAGUCAAAGAUUCAGGUGUUAGUGGAUAAUAAUAUACCGACCAUUAUGAUCUGCAGUACUGUAUUCAACUUCUGUUAAUUAUUCAAUUCAAUUCAAGUUUAUUCUCUAUAAUGGUUACAAUGUGGGGUUUACAGGUUUUGGGUAUUUUGUGGUUUACAUGUUAUAAAAUACUAAUUACAGAAGGAGCCACUAGGACACCUAGCAUGGCUAGGCAUUUUGAAAGUGCUAAACCAACUUAGUCAAGAAAUCAAUCAAACUGAAAUUUAUGAAAUAGUAACUUUUAGAGUAAGAAGCCAAGACUGGCUAUCUUUGAAAUAAAUUGCACUAUGAACCAGCUAUAUUAGAUUAUGAUAAACAUUUCUUAUAUUCUUGGGGAAAGAAAUGAAGAUAUAAGCUGGAUAUCCUACAUCAUAACAGUACUAAUGUCCAGCUGAUGUUUGAAUUAAUUGCAGUAUAAAGAUAAUUAACUUAUUUUCUGUAUUAAAGUGGGUUGAGUCUGACUGAUUAAUGCUUAUUGCAAGCUCCAGAGAAGGUUAAGAAAGUUUAUUCAGGUAUACACGAAAACAGUUACAUAUAUAGCAGCAUAUGUGUAAAGAACCUAGGAUAACCCAAAAAAGUCAGACAAAAUGGCUUAUUUCCAUUGAAGCUGCCUCUACAUAUUAGUCAUGACAAAAAAAAAAUAAAAGUAAAAUUCAUUAAAAAUAACAAAUGCUAUUCACUAUGGCAUAUCUGUAACUAGAUUUUGUCAGAAUGGAGCAAUGCUUCCAUAGCAUAUGUAUAAUAAAUCAGUAAUUUGUAUAUUUUAUAAUAGGAUAUUUGGUUUGCCAUAUUAUUCACAUAUCAAAAGCAUACAAGUGCACAAAAUUAGGUGAGGAUAAAAAUAUCACAAUGAGCAAAGCAAAUAUGAACUCAACAAAUAUAUCAACACCUCACAGAAGGUAGUAUUGUUGUUAUUAUGGCACCAUAACAUGGAUAUUUUUAAUAAAAAUUUAAAAUGUACAUUAGUCCAAUAUAACCCUAUAUGUACAAAUAUCAAUGCUGAUUUUAUGGAAUACUGACUCUAUGGUUUAAACAGUUUAAAUGGUUCCUAAACAAAUCCAAAAAAUUCUUUAUCUUGCUUGCAUAAUUUUUUCUCUGGCAUACAAAGAGGAAGUCACAUUUCUAUAGGAGAUUGAACACAAACAUUUUUUCAAAUUUAGUUCCAAAUCAAACAUUUAUUCGUGUACAUAUGCUAAAAUUAAAUUGUUCGAAGGCUGAAUUAAGUGAUAAACGGCCAAAAGUUUAUUUUCCAGUGUUUUGGAAAAUUAUAUAGCAUAGUGCAUUUGUUUUAUAAGACAGACUCAGAUAUCAAUAAUCUCAUAUAUACACAGUUAAAAGUGCAAAAAACAUACAUGGUGCUGUAAUUACAGUAAUUUGUAUACUUGAUGAAUAAAAGAGGUACUGUAUUUGAAUAUUAUGCAGACUGUUGCUCAGCUUCAUCAAAAUUAAGUUUGUUUUGUAACACUGAACUGUACUGCAUUAAUGAAGGUAAGUCACAGUACUGUCUAAGAAACAAUUUACAACAAACUUACUAACUGAAGGCAAAACGAAAUGACAUUUGUUUCUCCUGGAGCAUUAUCACUAAUAAGUUGACAACUGUUAUAGAUGAACCAAAACAUCAUCUGGUUUCAUUUCCAAUAUACGGGGUUGUUGUGUACUACUUCAAUUAUGUCUUAAGUCUUCGGUCAAAAAGCAAAGAAAAACAGAGUUAUCUUCAUAUCUGUAUUUCUAAAAGUAAUCAGUUGUGUACAGUAAUGAUAGUUUUUCCAUGUCUUUGAGUACAUAGUACAAUACUAUAUUAUAAUAUCCAAUUCUAAAACUUUUGGCUAAACCUAACUUUAUUAUGUUUGAUUUAUUUUACAGUAAUGUGAUGGAACUAUUUAAAUGUGAGAAACACUAAGAAUACUUUUGAGAUAUUUUUCAUUUUAUUACCAGAAAACAUUACUAGCAGCAAGUGUCAAGGCUUUUGUGUACGUCUCAAGUCUCCCUGGGUAAAGAAUAGCAGAAUUUGUUUUUAUAAUGACCUAGCAUGACCCACCAAUCCUACUUACCAUGUGUAAUGUUAGAACAGCUCUGUGUAUUGCCGCAGCCAAGUCAGCUCAAAUUUGAAUAGGAUCCAUCCUUUAUCUUAGAUGGAGUAAAAAAUAAAAUUUAAGUACUGUACCCAUUAAAGAUUGUGAUCUAAGAAAGAAGGAUGUCCUAUGAUAAAUGUUUUUGUGAAGCAGGUGGUUAAGGAAUUUCUGCCAGCCUUUUUCCAGACAAAAUGAAAGUCAUAUGAAUUACUGAGAAAUUUCUGUAUCAGAUUUUAUGUUUGAUGUAGUGCUUUAAUCAGAUAUAGUGUGUUUUAUGGAAAAAAUACAGAUCGGUGUAGUGCUUUUAUAGGAGUGAUAGAGUUAAUUGAUGGUAAUUAUCAUAAUUGUGCUUUUUACUUUGAGCCGACAGGUAUUAUAUGUUAUGUAUGUGCAUUAUUACUUAAUAAGUGACAAAUGUGUCCAUAUUCCCUAUUAACUUGACAGUUAUCACAACUGCUUCUGGUAUGCAAAAUUAAAACUUGCUUUAUUUUGAGCAAAUAGAAAAAUGCAAACAUUUCCUAGUUAUAAAAUGAGAUACAAAAAAAAAUGAACUACAUAUUUUAGUGUGACAUAGUAUAUAUUGCCAAUAUUGGUGGAUAACUGACAUUCUUGGCACAAUGCAUGCCCAUUUCAAGAAGCAUUAUCAUGUAUAAAGCAUAGUUGCAAAAAGCUCAGUAGAUUUUAUUGUGAAAUAACUUGUACAGUACUAUAGGAAUCCAGCAUGUGCUCAGCCUGUGAAUAGAAACCAGUUUAGUUAAAUCUGCCCUCUGAAAUUCUAUGACACUUCAGUUUUUUAAAUAUCAAAGGUAAUUUAUUUUUACAUUAAAAUAGGUGUAUUAUCACCUGUAACUUCAAUCGAAUUUUAGAGAUGUCUCUGAGUAAAAUAUAAACUUAAAGCAUUAUUGAUUAAUGUAAUUGAACCUGCAGCUUGCUGGCUAUUUGUUGUGAAUAUUUUUAUACUCAAAAAUGUCAUUAUGAAUAGUGCCACACAGACUGAACUUGAACAAGGCAUUUUUUUUGUGACCUAUAAGCGCCAAUUCAUCAUGUGUGUGUGUUACACAUGCAGUGACUCUAGCCCUUACACUGCUUGAGGGCAGAUUUUUUGUUAUACAGUAGCAGUUAUUAAAGCCUGUAAUAUAUCACUGUUAAUAUUAUCAUAGGAUAGGUAAGGUUAGCUAAAUCUAAACAGAGAAAUAGUAUAAAAUUUGCUUGGAAAAUUAUAUCCUGUAGGGAGGAGCAGGGGUGGUUCAGACAACUGAACAAUUUGGACAGACAAUUUCCUUAAAAAAAGGGUCUUGUGCUAUCAAGACUCAACUUUAAUGAGUGUUGUGAGGAUGGCAUUGCUCAUCCAAAGAAUGUGUCUAGCUAUAAUUUUGCUUAAAAUUGCAAUUUCAUUGGAACUUUUAAGUGGUCAUUAAUUAGGUCUGGCACUGUAAAUACAGUUUAGAAAAUAUGCCAAAACAGUGUAAUAUUAAUGCAUUGCAAAGGACUCUGCAUUUUUUAUCUUGUGCAAAUACUGAAAAGCAGUGUUUUUUAUGAUUAUAAGUCAACAUAUAGACACAAGGGAUGGGAUGAUCUGGAUACCCAUCUCAAUCAUUCUGUUGUUAUAUAUAAACUGCUGAUGUUUUGUUUGGAUUAUAACAACUUAGAGGUUGUAAUGGGAAAAAAUGGGUGAGAAGCAAGGGUAAUACCUAACAACUUGAGUAAUGCAUAAUAUGUAUUAAAACUGUGUGGUCUAACCCCACAAGUGGGCUGAAAUUGGUCAGUGAUAUGAAAAUUUCUAUCUCCAUACAGAAAAUAGCCAAAAUAUGUAUCCACACUAUGAAGAAACCCAAAUGCAUCUGUCUGCCAAGUCUGAUUUUACAAAAAUACCUUUGUAAUAGAUGUCUGAACCGCCCCGUCCAUCUCUCUGUAUCUCUUUGUGAAUUUGCACAACAUUUUUAUUUAGUAACUGAUAAUCCAGUACGUACUUAAUUUUUCAUUCAAGACGUAGCAAAGCAUGUAAAGUUCAUAUUAUUAAUUAAAAAGCUGCUACAAUAGGAGUAAAAAACCUUUAUUCUUAAGACCUCUUUUGGAAUUUUUACUUUUACAAAUUUAUGUACAAUAUAGUAUAUUCUUGGUCAUAAGUCAACCAUUUUUCAAAACAGACUUUGCCCUAAAAUCUACCUUUGACUUGUGGUCUUGAUAUAUAAAAUAUUUUGCCAAUACAGUAACUAAAAAAAAAAAUCCGGAACAUACAGAACAUGUAGCAAUACAGCAGAAACUUUGACAGUGUAUUGUACUGUGCCCUUCUCAAGUACCUGUGUGUUUUCAUAUUGUAUUUUCUCUCAUUCUCAUUAAAAUAUUUAUUUACUCCAAGUGUCUUUGUUUACUUAUUUUUUUUAACAUACGAGAAAUCUUUAAUAAGCACUGUAAGAAAGGUGGCAAAUAUCAGAACAUUCACAAUGAUACAAGUUUUGUACACACACAUGUUGAUUUUGAAGUGGCAUGUUCAUCUCUGUAUUAUGCUUUUAUAUUCAACAUUUCACAUCUUUUUUGAGGUAACCUUUAUGAUUUGUGAUCAUGCUCUGUUUUGGAAAAAUGUCAAAGAAAAAAAAUACCAGUAAAGCCUAAAGUAUUGAA